This is a messenger RNA of Aedes albopictus (Asian tiger mosquito), 662 nucleotides long. It is a transcript of the gene Blos2, whose product is annotated as biogenesis of lysosome-related organelles complex 1 subunit 2. The transcript is spliced from 3 exons. Gene Ontology annotation, cellular component: gamma-tubulin complex; BLOC-1 complex; BORC complex. Gene Ontology annotation, biological process: endosomal transport; lysosome localization. NCBI's taxonomy places the organism in Eukaryota, Metazoa, Arthropoda, Insecta, Diptera, Culicidae. Gene Ontology annotation, molecular function: gamma-tubulin binding. The record is from RefSeq and is a predicted model, not a curated record. Bases 137 to 562 code for a protein of 141 amino acids.
CAUCCCUCACUGUCACGCACAGAAAUUUUGUCGACAAAGUAGAUACAAAGGAGUGACAAGAAAAACAAAAACAAAUUCAGUUUGUUGUUCAAAAUUUUCGGAUUAUUUACGUCGGAACCCGAGAAGCAAAAGCCAAAUGGAGGACGACUACGGCGGUGUAACGGAUUCGCCCAAACGGGGCCCGACUUUGUCGACGUCCACAUCCAGUUUCGAGCCGUUCGAUGCCCAUGAUCCCAAUCUGUCCCGGUUGGCCACAAAGAUGUUCCAAAAAACCGGCGAAUACAUCAGCCACGAGCUGGGAACCACCGCCGACGAUUACCGUCUGGUCGAGAAUAUGAGCAAAGCCAUGAUGGGCAAGGUGCAGGAGAUGAAGCAGAUGUCCGAAUCGAUAGCGGUCAAAAAUGCCGAACUGAGCCGGAAGUACGAGGAACUGAAACCACUUCUUCAGAAGGUGGACGACAUUGAAGCAACGGUAAAUAAGCUGGAGGCGGCUGCCUAUCAGCUUGAUUCAUACACGAUUCGAUUAGAAAACAAGUUCAAAUCUCUAAAAGCUAAGAAAUAAGUAUAUUUUACGGCAAACAACUCCAAGAAAACUGUAUAGGAGGGAGGGGUGGUAAUUUAAAUUGUGAUUUUAUUUGUAAUAAAAUUUUUAUUUUACGAAA